Molecule: messenger RNA, 1440 nt
Organism: Aspergillus puulaauensis
Lineage: Eukaryota; Fungi; Ascomycota; Eurotiomycetes; Eurotiales; Aspergillaceae
Exons: 1
Coding region: 1-1440 (479 amino acids)
Cellular component (GO): membrane
Molecular function (GO): FAD binding; D-arabinono-1,4-lactone oxidase activity
Source: RefSeq, a predicted model, not a curated record
AUGAUCGGUUUCAAGUCCGCUAUCCUACUCCUACUGCUACACGCGGCCUUCGGUUCUGCCUACCGGUGGUACAACUGGCAGUUUGAGGUCACUUGCCAGUCUGACGCGUAUAUCACUCCUAUAGAUGAGGAUGCAGCCGCAGACUUCCUUCAACAACAAUUCGCUGAAGGUUCUCACAUCAAAGUCGUCGGAAACGGUCAUGGGUUUGGAAAUCUCACCCAAUGUGUGGACCUGAGUCUUACGAAAAAGCCGACCUACAUCGUGUCCCUCGUCAACCUGAAGAAACUUCACAUCGACAAGAAGAGCAUGACUGUGACGUUCGGCGCUGGCUGGGAUGUGGAUGACCUUACGCAGGAACUAAAGGCGAAUGACCUGUCCUUUAACCACCUUGGUGUUGAGCGCGUUCAGAACUUCGUCGGUGCUGCCUCGACUGGUACUCAUGGCUCCGGCUCUAACAUUGGAAACAUUGCCACCCAAAUUGUUGGACUGCGUGUUUUGGAUGCGCAGGGCAAGCUUCGGGUCAUCAACGAGAACAACAACCCUGAAGAGUUGAAAGCCUUCCGUAUCAGUCUCGGAGCGUUAGGCCUCAUCACCGAGAUGACUAUCAAGGUGCAGCCUACAUACCGCGUGAAGAAGACAACAAAGGUCAUGAACGCCACCUCCGACUAUAAUCAGAUGUACAAGCAAAUCGCACAGCUCUACAAGGAACACGACCGCAUGACCGUCUGGGGCCCGCAUUUCGACUGGAACGAGAAGACGAAGAACUGGGACCUGGAGCCUACCUACUUCCUGUCUUACUGGGAGCCGACAAACUACACCGGUGCCAGUAAUUGUACCCUCAACUACUGCGCCAAUGGCUGCGGAGACUGCAAGAAGGAGUACAUCUGUUACGACGAAGUGAGCGACUCUGUCUCCUGCCCUCCCCAGGGAGUCUGCAACAGCCUCUUCUAUGCCGAGAUCGAACACUUCCUUCCAAUCGAGUACUACGCAGAGGCUGCUGCGAACUACACCCGGCUCCAGCAGUCCCAGACGCCGCGCAUGACGGGGCCUUCGAAUAAGCAGAUGGUUAUCCAGCACCGGACGCUACACGGUGACGAUGCAUACAUGUCCCCCGUGAACACGUAUAAUCUGGACCCGAGCCUCAGCGGGGUCUUUGGUGUUAUCGAAAUCGACUGGAUCCAGGAGUAUGAUAGCUAUGAGACGCUUUGGCAGAACCAGGAGCUUGCGUAUGAGUUUCUGCCCAAGUUUGGCGAGACUUAUAAUGCUCGUCCGCACUGGAAUAAGAUGAAUGCCCCGGAUGCGGAGUAUAUGAAGGGGCAGUAUCCGAAGUUGCCUCAGUUUUUGGAGAUUCAGAAACGUCAGGAUCCGAAGUGCCAGUUUGUUAAUGAGUUUUUGGUCUCGCAGCUUGGGAUUACACGCUGUGAGGAUUAUCUCUCAUAG